This is a messenger RNA of Trematosphaeria pertusa, 1635 nucleotides long. RefSeq lists its product as uncharacterized. The transcript is spliced from 7 exons. The record is from RefSeq and is a predicted model, not a curated record. NCBI's taxonomy places the organism in Eukaryota, Fungi, Ascomycota, Dothideomycetes, Pleosporales, Trematosphaeriaceae. The coding region runs from base 295 to 1383 and encodes 362 amino acids. Gene Ontology annotation, molecular function: arylformamidase activity.
CAGAAGCUUGCUCUUGAUCAAAAGCUAAUAGCAGGCCUAUCCACGAGUGACCGGACGAGUCGUUUCCCGAUAGUCAGGCGAUAGCGGAGUACGACCCCACAAUGCCUCGGCGUCCGCUCCGCAAGCCAAAGAGCGGGGUGACCGUCACCAUGCAUCAGCGUUCCGCGGCGUAGCGCGGCGUAGGCUAUGGAGCGAAUGAAGACCUAUAACCCUCGGUCGAACCGUGAAUGUUUUCGCGACCUCACCACCUUCUUGCGACAGAUCGAUUGUGAUUCCCGAUUGAGCUAGAACAGCAUGACAGACCAGAAGGGCACCGCGAAUCAGCGCUUGACGCAAAUAAAAGACUUCCUCACGAUGAACAAGACGGCUACGACGAUUCCCUGGGAUCCGGAUUGCACAAAAUUUCCGACUCGGAAGGAGCUGCCCGAUAUCCCUGGUGCUCCUCCUGAGGCUGCGUGGGUAUGGGGAGAUAAUGACUACCUCGGUCGUCUCAACUUACUUACUCCGACACGGGUCGCCGCUGCGUCGAGGGAGAUCAAGACUGGCGAGAUCAUCCCAGUGAACCUUCCGUUAAACGUGCCUAGCCAACCUGCUUUCGGCCGCGAAGUCUUCAAGCACGAGAUCAAGACGCUGCAUGAAAACAUAGCCUACGAUGACAUCUACCACAUGAACACCCAGAGCGGGACGCAAUGGGAUGGCUUCAGACACUUCGCACAUAUCUCGACAGGAAGCUUCUACAACGGCACAAAAGGCUCCGACAUCGUAGGCCCAGCCGCAAAUCACAAAUGCUCCAUCCACCACUGGGCCGAACACGGCAUCGCGGGCCGCGGCGUGCUCCUCGAUUACCGCGGCUACGCUCACAAGAAGGGCAUCAACUACGACCCCUACGACUACUACCCCAUUUCCUGGGAGGAACUCUACCACUGCGGCAAGGACCAGGGAAUCGAUAUCCGACCCGCGUCUCAAGGCGGCGACAUCAAGAUCGGCGACAUGCUAUUCGUGAGGGGCGGAUGGAAAGAGGCGUACGAUAGCAAAAGCCCGGAAGACAGGGAGAAGGCGGCUUUUAUGCACGAUACGGAGGAUGGGCAUCGGUUCGCAGGGUUGUCUCAGGAGCAGAAGAUUUUAGACUGGUUGCAUGACUGCUACUUUGCUACUGUGGCGGGUGAUAUGCCGUCUUUUGAGGCGUGGCCUACGCAUGAGAGCUAUCAUUUACACGAGUACAUCCUGGCGUUGUGGGGCAUGCCGUUGGGCGAGCUGCUCGACCUGGAGAAGCUGGCGCUGAAGUGUAGGGAGAGGAAUAGGUGGUUCUUCUUUUUCUCGUCGGCGCCUGCAAAUUGCCCCGGUGGUGUUAGCUCUCAUGUCAAUGGGAACGCGAUACUAUAGCGCGGCAUUGGUAUCCUCGCGAGCAACCGACGUAGUGCGACGAUGCACUUUAAGAGGCGAAGAUAUUGGCAUUCCUCGUUGGAAAGCCGAUAAGCUCGUCGCGGGUCAAAUACACGUGAUAAAAAUCAACUGCUGCUUUGGCAUUGCCCGGAGCGGCGGUAGCAACAGCAGAUCACUUUCAUUUCCUGAUUCCGGCAAUCUCUGAUGCGGCUAGCCACGGUCCCAUUGGACCAGCUGACUAAUGUGGGUAAC